AUGAAACUCAACUGUAACAUUAUCAACAACAUAGUGGGAACUAAACUCAACUGUAACAUUAUCAACAACAUAGCGUCAGUGUUUGCAGAGAACAGCCACAUAUCAACCAAUGACCAGUGGCUAGGGGGCACAGUCAGGAGCUCUGGGGAUGGAAUAGCCCUGGCCUGUGCUUUUCGAUACAAACUGAACUACAAUCCGUUGGGAAGAUGUGCCUCUUUUUCAAACACCCUUGAGCCUUAUGGAGAAAUCCGUCAGUGUUUAGACGAUGGACGGGAUAACGAGGGGACGGCGUACUGUCAGUCGGGAGUGGAUGCUGUAGUGAUGCCGGAUGAGGAGAUAGUUCUAGGAGCCCCAGGAUCUGUAGACUGGACAGGUCAGGUUGCCAGAAUCUAUAUAACGGGGGAUAUUUCUCAGAGCUCCGCUAUCAGAGACAAGUCCUGGAGUUACAGUCAGCCGUACCAUGAAGAGGAUAAACGUCCCGCUGUAGAUAAACACUCAUACUUAGGCUAUUCAGUAAUAUCGGGAAAAUUCCGUGGAUACCAGAGGAGAGUCUACAUUGGCGGUGCCCCUAGGUCUAAUUCCACUGGUCAAGUGGUCAUCUUCACCAAAAGUAACAGUGACCUUGUCUACUAUAUCCAGAACAUCAUCAGUGGAACUAUGGCAUUCUCAGCAUUUGGAAGUGACCUGGCUGCUGUAGACUUUGACAAUGAUGGGUAUGAUGAACUGGUUGUUGGAUGCCCUCUUUACACCAAAACGGACACCACAACCAAUAUGUUUGCUGGAGGGGCCAUUUAUGUGUACAGUACUAAAACAAAGCUGUCCUCCUACACUAAGCCCCGCCUGAUCACCCUGGAUAUGGCGGAGAGUGAAUGUGACAAAAUGAAGUGUUUAGAGGCCAGGUUCGGACAUUCCCUCUCCAGGGCCGGGGAUCUAAAUCUGGAUGGAUUCCAAGAUUUGGCAGUAGGGGCUCCGUAUGACAAUUUUGAGCGUGGUGCUGUUUAUAUAUUUCAUGGAUCAAAAACUGGAAUCAUUCCUAAAUAUGUUCAGAAAAUCUCAGCCUCAGACCUGGAUCCUGCCCUGCGGACGUUUGGUUAUGCUUUGUCGGGAGGUCUGGAUUUAGACCAGAAUGGCUAUUCGGAUGUUACAGUGGGGGCCUACGCCUCAAAUAAAGCCAUCAUGCUGAGAUCCCGGCCCAUUGUACACCUCUUCCCCAAUGUCACCUUCAGCCCCAGGAAGUUUAACCUCAGUAGAGGCGUGGGUUGUCCUUAUGACGACCCAGCCCUCGUCACCAAACCCAGAUAUUGCAUGCUGUUGAAGAUUUGCCUCAUGUUCACUGCUAAACCUGAACAAAGCUUUUCAACAGUUCAGAGUAUUGAUGUAAAAGUGGUGGCAGAAAAAGAUCGGGUGGAGAAGCGAAUCUUAUUUAAAGGCGCUCCACAACCAGACAUGGUGUCCUACACUCAGGACCUGGCCUACCAAAAACUGGAGGGCUGUCACAGUCAGGUCAUAUAUCUCGCUGACAAUAUCAAGGACAAGCUAACUCCGAUUCAGAUAGACAUAUCCUACAGCCUGGGAAACAAACCCGACUUCAGACGUCGGCGGCGUCGACAGGUCUUCACGGACAUUAACAAGUUUCCAAUCCUGAUGAUAGCCAAUCAGACCGCAGAAACCUCUGUCACGUCAUUCACAGAGAAGAUUGAUUUUGUGAAGAAGUGUGGUACAGAUGAUAUCUGUCAGAGUAACAUUAGACUUCAAAUGAGUCUGUUUCCCCUGGAAAGGGAUGGAAAUAAGUAUGUGUUGAGUAUUGGUGAAAAUGACCUCUUCAAGGUGAAAAUUACACUGACCAACAAAGGUGAGCCCGCCUACCAGCCCAGCUUUUACCUGGUUGUCCCCAAGGACAUGCAGUACGCGGGCAGCACACCUGUCUAUCCGCCUGGACUGUCACCUCCUGCAUGUAUCAACAUCAACACAACAACUAUAUUUUGUGAGCACACCAAUCCAUUUGGAAACUCUGUUAAAUCUGACGUCCGCACUGAGUUUAAUAUUGAGCUGGACGCCUCGAAUCUACCUCUCAACUUGUCAGAUUUCACCAUCAGGGGUCUCUUCAACACUACAAGUCAGGAGCAGUCCCCAGAUAAUGAUGAAGUCAUUCUUCAAGUGAGGAUGGUUACAAAAACAAACAUCAGAGUGUUUGGAGAGGCGGAGCCAGCUAAUGACGUCAUCUUUAGGGGCCCCAUACGGGGAGCAAGUGCGGUGAAGCAUGAAGAUGCUAUUGGACCAGCUGUCAAUCAUACAUUCACUGUGUACAAUGAGGGUGUCGGUUCCGUGGGAUCUGCUGUCCUAGAUAUUUUCUGGCCGGUGGAGAAGGACCCUGGGGAUUAUGAAGACGGGAAACAUCUUUUGUAUCUUAUGCAGACCGAGUCUCUGGAUCGGUCCAAGGCCCAGUGUACUCAUGAUCCUCAGUAUUACAAUGUUCUACAAGUCACAGAAAACGCUGAUCUUAUCAUUCGACUACCAGUUAAGACAUCCGUCGUGGUGAAUAACGGGGAGGGGCCGACGUACAACACCCCCGACACUCGGCGGAGACGAGAGAUCGGUAAUGAGGAACCAUCGACCACGACACAGAAACCAGGCCGAGAGUCCCCCUCAGGGAGGAACAUUAUCAAACUGAGCUGUAAGGACAACACAGCCAAGUGUAUUAGAAUACACUGUAAGAUAUUCAGGUUGGACAAGAAAGAAUCAGCUAAAAUUGUGGUACGAGCUCGGCUGUGGGAAUCCACCUUAUUACAGGAUUAUCCAAAUUCAGAAGUCCAGAUCUCUUCCCUGGCCAGAGUGACCGUGUCACCAGAUCUCAAUAUUUUCCAGGACACGUCAGACGAUGAAGGCACUGCUACCACAUAUGCUGUGCCAGAAGUCAAACCCUCAGUGAAGAAGGAACUACAAUGGUGGAUCAUUCUGGUAGCCAUUGCUGGUGGAAUAGUUUUGUUAGUAGUGCUCAUCUUAAUAUUCUGGAAGUGUGGAUUCUUUAAGAGAAUAAAACCCAAAGACUAUGAACCAACUUUUCAAGGGGAAAUAAAAAAGACGCCAAAGGAUUAUGACAAUGUAGAGUAAAAUAGGAUAGGACCUUGUAGCUAGGAAUUUAUCAAUUAUAGGGUGGCUCCCUCAACAGCCCAAUUCUCGCCAAUAGAGAGAGAGACAACAUCAGCUGGUCCGUCCCAGAGUUAGUCCACGUAUCAGAGUCUGGAUCCUGUAUAGAUUGUAUGCAAUACCAAGUCAAGCGGCUUCCACACAUUUUUGUAUUGCUUCUGAGCUACAUAGAUUAUCAUGAUAUGAUGUCUGAAGUGCUGAACAAGGUUUACACCAAAACUUUGCUAGAUUUUACUUUGUCAAGAAUAUAAAAGGAAUCUUGAUGUUUUCAAUUUUUUUUUAGAGUGGUUGUCAAGUAAGUAAAUUAAAAAUUGGAAUUUUUGUAACCAUUGUAUUUUUUCAUUUUUAAGUAUACAUUCUCUCUGUAUUUAAUGAAGAAAGUUCAUUUAUCAUGUUAAUGCUAUUUUGUGGUACAUGUACUCCUCUUAAGUGCUCUAUAGUUUACACGGAAAUAAGGCAAAACCAUAGAGUGUUUGCUCCAAGAAGUAGUUGUUUUACUUUGGUUGUGAUUUUUUUUAUUUUAUUUGCUCUUCGUGUUUUUACAAUGCUAUGUAGGAAACAAAUUGAUGAAGGUUACUUAAUGACUGCAUGUAUUUUUUCUGUUUAGCACAUACAAAGUUAUACCAUUACACUUUUGUAUAUGUACUCCUAUCUGGUUUUCCAGAUGCAUGUUUAUAUAUUUGUAGAUUUUAGCGAUAUCCUCAUAAAUAUGCAAUUUCUUAGAGAAUCAAUGUUCAUGUAUAUAACCUAGGAUCUUUAUUUAAUUCUGUAAAUGAUGUAUGUUGCCUUUUCAGUUGUAAAUUUCUUAAAUUUGUUAAAACUAUUUCAAUGCAUUCCAAAACCAUGAAAUCAAAUCAUAAAAAAAACUUCUUUUGUCUGUUACAUGUUAGCAAUCUUUUCCACUGUUAAAGUUUUAAAAUGAUAAACACAUAUUAAGAUAUUUUUUCAUCCAUCACUUGGAUGAAAAAUCCAGUAAUAAAUUAAAAUAGUUUUAUAUUUAAUUGUAUAGAUGUGGAUGUUGAGUGUAGUAUAUACUCAACCAUAGGACGAGAUAUUUUAACAACCACAUAUUAGUUGAAUGUGUCUAGGUUUUAUUGAAGUUACUCACAAUAAGAAUUGAUGUGUUAUGUUGUUAGGUCAGUUUUACUUAAAGAUAUGUGUUCAAAUUGAUAUUAAAGAGAACUAUGUUUUGAUGUGUGUUCUUCAGAUAAUGUAAUAAACUGUGAAUAACAAUUGUAAAAAAAAAAAAAAAUGUAACUACACCAUUACAUUUACUGUGACAUGUUUUAACAAGCACUCUCUUCAAGUACUAAUACCUAGAUCCACACAGAUUCGUGUAUCAGACCUAUAGUGAACAAACCAGUCUUUUUAAUAAACAUUUUUGAUUAACAUUGAGGAUUCAUUUUCAAAAUGUCAUGUCACCAGGUGUACGUGUAUGCAGUGUUCAGAUUAAUACUGCUUUAUCUGAAUAAGCAAAUGGCAGAAUCUAUAUGUAUGCAAAAUUUGUAAACUUUAUAAAUGUAUGAAAGUGUACAAUUUUAAUAGAAAUGCAGAUGUAAUAUUUUUAGAAGGUUGCUGUUGAAUUUUUCAUGUGAUUAUUUAUUAAUCUUUAUAUGAAUAAAGAGAAGUAAAAUAACUUGCAGGGUUACCUGUAACAACAUGAUUCUAUAUGCAUAAGGCCCCAUGUACAAGGUUUGUCCCAAAAAGUCUUUGACAAUAUUUUGUAACUUCAACCAAUACUUUACAUGAUUUUUCCUUUAUUAAAGUGCCACUUACAACAAAUCUUGAGUAAUUUACUAAUGUUUCACUGUAAUUGCAUUUGCCUCUUUAGUUACUUAUAAAACAUCUUUACCUGAAAUUUAUUUCAGUUCAUCAGAAAAAAAAUCUGUGCAAUCUUUUGGGACAACCUUUGUAUGCAUAUAUUUUGAGUAGAAAA
This is a messenger RNA of Saccostrea cuccullata (small rock oyster), 5083 nucleotides long. RefSeq names its product integrin alpha-PS1-like. NCBI's taxonomy places the organism in Eukaryota, Metazoa, Mollusca, Bivalvia, Ostreida, Ostreidae. Gene Ontology annotation, molecular function: integrin binding. Gene Ontology annotation, biological process: cell-matrix adhesion; integrin-mediated signaling pathway; cell-cell adhesion. The transcript is spliced from 26 exons. Gene Ontology annotation, cellular component: external side of plasma membrane; integrin complex. Bases 1 to 3111 code for a protein of 1036 amino acids. The record is from RefSeq and is a predicted model, not a curated record.